Molecule: messenger RNA, 11088 nt
Organism: Coregonus sp. 'balchen'
Lineage: Eukaryota; Metazoa; Chordata; Actinopteri; Salmoniformes; Salmonidae
Source: the annotation of a GenBank genome assembly
AUGUCGGGUGCUGAGCACUACCACAAUGGAGAAGUGAUAGAGAUUCAUUAUUUUAGAUAUGAUGAGUACGCAUGCAGCUACAAAUACAAGGACAAGGAGACCGGGACACUGAAUUCAUUUGUUAAUGCCCAGUGCAGCCAGUUUGGAAAAACACUGGACAUCAGCAAGAAUAACAUAUUCUUCCUUCACUCCAGAUUCUUGAACCUUGCUAACGUUAGAUGCCUAAAUCUGUCUGGAAAUGCGAUGAGCCGAAGUCUAAAUGGUUCUGAGUUCACUUAUCUCACUAACUUAAAGUAUCUUGACUUCUCAUCUAACCGUCUGGACCAUCUCUAUUCCUCAGCAUUUCAGGAACUAAGUGUAAGGACAGACGCUGGGAGACAGGAAGCAAGUACAGGGUGAGGAUUUAAUAAUAAAUAGACAUGAAACAAAGCAAGAACAGCGUCUGGACGAGAAAAACAAAACAACUUCAAUGCAGACACCGGGAUAAAACUGAGGAACAGACAAGAUAUAGGGGAGGUAAUUAAGCAGUGAUGAAGUCCAGGUGAGUCCAAUGAAGCACUGAUGCGCGUAACGAUGGUGACAGGUGUGCGUAAUGAUGGGUAGCCUGGCGCCCUCAAGCGCCAGGGAAGGGGAGCGGGAGCAGGCGUGACACUGAGAAGUUUAGUUAUGUUAGACAUAAGCCACAACAACCAUUACUUUGAAUCUGAGGGUUUGACCCAUAUGCUGAAUUUCACCAACAAUUUGACCAAUCUGAAGAUUUUACUCAUGAACUAUAAUAAUAUUUCCACCUCCACCAACACAGAGCUGGAAAGCCCUUCUCUGGAAAGGUUAGAGUUCGAAGGUAACCGUUUAGAUAUGCUGUGGAGGGAUGGCGAUACGAUAUACAGUACAUCAACUACUUCCGGAAACUGGUUAAUCUGAGGGUCCUAGACAUCUCUCACAACAACCUCAACUUCCCUCAUCAGCAAGUCUUCAGAGGCCUGCCAGACAAACCUACUGAGCUCUACAUCAACAACAACAUACUGUAGGUUUUUAGUUGGGAGAAGCUGAUCAUACUUCAGUCCUAACAGGUCUUAGAUCUCAGUGGUAAUAGACUAUCAUCAGUUCCUCCAGAGCUCUCCAACUGCAAGCACAACUACCUGUCCAUCAUCCUCUACAUCCUCCUCACAUCCCUGGUGCUCAGCUCUGUCACCCUCUCCAUCUCCAUCCACCUCUUCCUCUGGGACGUAUGGUACCUCUACCAUUUCCUCCUGGCCAAGAUCAAAGGCUACAGAUGCCUGUCCUCGCCGAGUGUUGCCUACGACGUCUUCGUGGUGUACGACAAGAAGGACCCAGAGGUGUCUGAGUGGGUACUGAAGGAGCUGCUUGUUCAGCUGGAAGACCGCGGGGACCAGUGGUGAUUUUAGUAUGUAAAUCUUGGUGGGGCAAACUAAAAUAAAAUGCAUGCCAGCAAAGCCACUACACAACACAACACAACACUAAACAAUACAUUAAUUGGACUAUAAAGGUGACAAACGGUGCCCACAAACUGUUAGGGCCUACAUAAAGCUGUCCCAACAGCGGAAUCCCAAGGGCAGUCCCAACACCUUACCACUGUUACGCUGGCUAUCAGAAGAGCCUUGUCUGGCAGUGAAACAGUUCAUUCAGCCUCAUUUACUGCCUUUUAAAAAAACAUAGCUGAUAUGACUGACUUGUGGUUUCUACUGACAAUUGAGAUGUACAAACUAUGGCAUAAGGGGACGACGAGCGGAUAAGAGGCAAUCCGUAAUUUCGAUUAAGGGCCAUUCUUACAGUAUUCUCCCUGGCUACAUGUGCACCACCAAAUCAGAACAGUAGGCGAAAUUAUGAGGGGAAAAGGGACCAAAUUAUUAGGGUGAGGCACAUGGGCUACUAACAGCUUACUACACAACAUGCACUUAGUAUUACUUUCUUAGCUACAGUAUACAUAUCUCCCUGGCAUAUUACAUAAUUUAUGCAGCAGAAUACAAUAAAUUUUUGGACUCACCUUGUUGUGCUGUGCUCACUUGAACAGGAAGGUGGCGCGGGGUCCUUCGUGGGCAAAUUUUGUAAUCAAACUUUGUCAUCAAAGUCUGGCAUUCUCUGGAUUUAUGGUGCUUUCAAGACAACUGAGAACUCUGAAAAAAAGAAGGUUGAAUCAUGAAAUUAGUGAUCUUCAGGUCGGAGCUCUAGAAAGAGGCCAGAGUUCCCGACUUGGAAUCCUCAGUUGGAUAACCGUUCAAAACAUAUUUUCCCAGUUGGAGCUCGUUUUUUUUCAGAGUUCCCAGUUGUCUUGAACUCACUAAUGUCUGAGAUUUCCCAGUUUCGAAUUUUGAAAGCGGCAGAAGUCAUGCUGGAUUGACAGCAUGGCCAAUGUUGAAUGUUUAUCCUUUUAAACUUGGAAAAGAGACCCUUAAACCCAGACAUGGACUACACAUCCACUCCACUGAAUAACAGGCAGUUAGCCACUGAUUCCUUCCAAACCAAUCAUUGCUGAAUUUGCGAUUUCCAACUUGUUGUGUAAUGUUUAUGUCCAAUGGCCGAUGAGCACCGAUACAUUUUAUCUAUAAUUUCUCUUCAUAAUUUCUCUACAUAUGACAAGGAUUGAAACGGAUUUGCCAGUAGAUUGUCGACUUGAUUCAGGAUGAUGACUGCUAGCUUGCUAGCUAAGAUUUUGAAAGUAUGAUGUUGACAUUAUCAGUCAAAUCAAAGCUACUGUAGAUAUAACGUGAUUUGACGUCAUUUUAUCUAUGGCCAAUGACCUUGAGCCUUCUUGGAUGGGCACUUCUAAUGUAACUCUAUGGCAGCACCCAAGGGGCUUCAAUUUUCGAGCUCUCCCCGUAGAUUUUGUGGUGAUGUAGUGUCCCCAUGAGUGACAGAACACUGAGCCAAUCACGGCGCAACUAGAGAACAUUACCAACCCCUACGCUCCGUUUUUUCCGCUGGCUGCCCCACCACCACAGAAAGCACUGAGCUAGGUUGAAACACCUGCAUUUUGGAGCUGCCUCCUCAAGAAAGCAAAAAAAGAGAACAAGUUUGUAUGUAGCUUUAUUUAUUUAUUUAUUUUAUUGUUUUACAUUGAUUGCAAACUGAUAUGUGACACGUAUUAAUGCUAAAAUAACAUGCUAAACAGGUGGGACCAUACCUUACAGCUGUGUCUGGAGGAACGAGACUGGAUUCCUGGCAGCCCCCUGAUCGACAACCUCUCCCAGAGCAUCCACCAGAGCAAGAGGACCGUGUUCAUACUGACCAACAAGUACAUCAGGAGUGGGGAGCUCAAGACUGCGUUCUACGUGGCCCAUCAUAGGCUUAUGGAUGAGAGAGAUGAUGUGAUUGUCUUGAUUUUCCUGGAAAAGGCCCCCAGUCACUCAAAGUAACUGAAACUCAGGAAAAGGUUGUAUAGUCGAUCAGUGAUGGAGUGGCACAGCAAUACUUUUGGUUUAGCCUAAGGAGUGUACUGGCAACGGACAGUGAGAAACAAUACAGUAAUCUAUUCAAGGAGACUCUUUGAAAAGGGAAAACAUACAGUGAUGUUGCACUGUUAAGAAUCAAUAGCAUAGUCAUUUUAUGUGAUUGUGUAAGCUAAUGAUUGUGUAAAUGCUUUGAUUGAAGGACAGUUCUGAUGUACACAUUAAAUGUAAUUGUGUUUAAUGACAAUAUAUGGAUAAGAACUUGGUACAACUUUAAUACUGACUGAUUAUGUUUACUCUAUUUACAUAUUUUGACAUAUAAUGUCUCAAGUAGUGUUACCAGAUUAACAAAUUAAUAAAAUAAUAAUAAUUCACAAAAAAGUAAAACAGUAUUCAAAUAAAUGCCUUCAGAAAGAGGGAAGCAAAUCAGGUGAGAACUUAUAAUAACCCAAAUAAUAUGUGCCACUGCACCCAGAGUCAACCUGUUUGAGGGAACCAAACAACUUGCUGAACACAUUUGGCUCACUGUAGCAGCAAGAGGAAUUUGAGUUGCACUUCACUUGUGAUUGAGUAGAGAAGAGUUGAGUCAUUACAUACGGGAACAAAGCGAUGCAUAAAAACACCCUGACAGACAGCUAUUUGCAGUUUCAUUAAACUUCCUUUUUUUGCUUACUUCAAACUAAAUCUGGACAACAACAAGGCACUACUUAUUUGAUAGGCUUUCCAAAUCUCACAAGGGAUCAACAGUAAAUAAUAUGGUAAGUUUGAUUAAUUUCAGUUAUUAGUAUUGAAGAUGGUCACCAAGACUUUGUAGGAUGUGCUUUUCUCAAGUGGCAAAAUGUAUAAUGAAUCAUGUGACAAAAUUACAAUUUAUAGGGGAAGUAGAAUUCAGUCUAACAUCCAUUAUACUGAAUUGUUACAUUCACAAAUGCUUCUUCUAGGCAAACAUAUAGUGGAUAACUACUAUCCUGAAAUUAGUACACAAAGCUAUUUGGGCAUUGCAUUUUGGAGAAAAACUAUGUGGGUGGAUACAUCUUCCCAUUCUAAAUCAACUACUAUGGGAGCUUAAUGACUUUAAUUGGUACUAUUAUGAUAGCAUUGUGCCACCAGUAGGCGUAGUAACACCAAUUAGCAAUUUUUGGUAAAUUAGGAUUUUCUGAAAUGAAGGCCACAAAUGCUCAAAUCUAAGGUCAUCAAACCUUUAAAACAUUAUUUACUAAAGUGAUAUGAUUAUCUAAUUUUGCUCACAAUGUUAUUUGCCUUAAUUUAAAUUGACUAACACCAACUGACACUUUGGAUUUAUUAAUUUGGCAAAAAGGCACAUGUUUAUAUGGCCUUAAAUCUGCAGAUUUAAUCUGCAGCCAUUUCCAAAGCCUCCAACAGUGUCUCCCACUACCGCAAGUCAACAUUUGCACAAGAUCUCCUUGAAGGGGAGAAUCAUCUGCAACCAGCCACUGUCACAAGAUGGAACUCUCAACUGAAAAUGAUUAGCUCAUUUUUCAAUGGGGAUGAAGAACAGCUUGACACAAUGCCUGUCACCAAGCUUUCCAUGCACAAUAAGUAUGUCCGCACUGAUGCUGUGGAUAUUCUAACCCCGUUUGAGGUUGCCACAGAUUGCGUGCAAGGAUCAUCGUCACACACAGCUACAGUGGGGAAAAAAAGCAUUUAGUCAGCCACCAAUUGUGCAAGUUCUCCCACUUAAAAAGAUGAGAGAGGCCUGUAAUUUUCAUCAUAGGUACACGUCAACUAUGACAGACAAAAUGAGGGGAAAAAAAUCCAGAAAAUCACAUUGGACGAUUUAUUAUGAAUUUAUUUGCUAAUUAUGGUGGAAAAUAUGUAUUUGGUCAAUAACAAAAGUUUCUCAAUACUUUGUUAUAUACCCUUUGUUGGCAAUGACACAGGUCAAACGUUUUCUGUAAGUCUUCACAAGGUUUUCACACACUGUUGCUGGUAUUUUGGCCCAUUCCUCCAUGCAGAUCUCCUCUAGAGCAGUGAUGUUUUGGGGCUGUCGCUGGGCAUCACAGACUUUCAACUCCCUCCAAAGAUUUUCUAUGGGGUUGAGAUCUGGAGACUGGCUAGGCCACUCCAGGACCUUGAAAUGCUUCUUAUGAAGCCACUCCUUCGUUGCCCGGGCGGUGUGUUUGGGAUCAUUGUCAUGCUGAAAGACCCAGCCACAUUUCAUCUUCAAUGCCCUUGCUGAUGGAAGGAGGUUUUCACUCAAAAUCUCACGAUACAUGGCCCCAUUCAUUCUUUCCUUUACACGGAUCAGUCGUCCUGGUCCCUUUGCAGAAAAACAGCCCCAAAGCAUGAUGUUUCCACCCCCUUGCUUCACAGUAGGUAUGGUGUUCUUUGGAUGCAACUCAGCAUUCUUUGUCCUCCAAACAUGACGAGUUGAGUUUUUACCAAAAAGUUAUAUUUUGGUUUCAUCUGACCAUAUGACAUUCUCCCAAUCCUCUUCUGGAUCAUCCAAAUGCACUCUAGCAAACUUCAGACGGGCCUGGACAUGUACUGGCUUAAGCAGGGGGACACGUCUGGCACUGCAGGAUUUGAGUCCCUGGCGGCGUAGUGUGUUACUGAUGGUAGGCUUUGUUACUUUGGUCCCAGCUCUCUGCAGGUCAUUCACUAGGUCCCCCCGUGUGGUUCUGGGAUUUUUGCUCACCGUUCUUGUGAUAAUUUUGACCCCACGGGGUGAGAUCUUGCGUGGAGCCCCAGAUCGAGGGAGAUUAUCAGUGGUCUUGUAUGUCUUCCAUUUCCUAAUAAUUGCUCCCACAGUUUUCUUCAAACCAAGCUGCUUACCUAUUGCAGAUUCAGUCUUCCCAGCCUGGUGCAGGUCUACAAUUUUGUUUCUGGUGUCCUUUGACAGCUCUUUGGUCUUGGCCAUAGUGGAGUUUGGAGUGUGACUGUUUGAGGUUGUGGACAGGUGUCUUUUAUACUGAUAACAAGUUUAAACAGGUGCCAUUAAUACAGGUAACGAGUGGAGGACAGAGGAGCCUCUUAAAGAAGAAGUUACAGGUCUGUGAGAGCCAGAAAUCUUGCUUGUUUGUAGGUGACCAAAUACUUGUUUUCCACCAUAAUUUGCAAAUAAAUUCAUUAAAAAUCCUACAAUGUGAUUUUCUGGAGAAAAAAAGUUCUCUAUUUGUCUGUCAUAGUUGACGUGUACCUAUGAUGAAAAUGACAGGCCUCUCUCAUCUUUUUAAGUGGGAGAACUUGCACAAUUGGUGGCUGACUAAAUACUUUUUUCCCCCACUGUACAUCAUUCCAUGCAUCAGAGGAAUUACUAAACAUCUAACUAAUUGCUCCACAAUGGAAAGCUUGUCAAAAACCUGAAACAAGCAGUUGACAAGCGCCUGACUGUUUAUGAGCAGAAGAAACCAUACCAGAUUGUCUUAGUCUUGGAUACACACUUUAACUGGCAUAGUGCAAUGCCACUGAGAAGGCUGCCCUUACUGAAGACAUCAAUGGUCUUGCCAAAAAGUUCAACAGCACUAUACAGGAUGUCCCACACGGUGAGCCACCACCACCAGUGAAGAAAAGUCGAUUGGACACACUGUUUAAUUUCAUGGAACAACCAAGCAUGGCUGCAUGUACUCCAAACCUCAUCCCCCCAUAUCUUCCACCAACUACUGAUCCUCUGAAAUUCAGGAAUACACACAGUCAAACAUACCCAACACUGAGCAGAGUUGCUGCUGAGUACCUACAUAUCCCAGCAUCCUCUGCAGCUGUGGAGUUGCUUUUCAGCAUUAGAGGGCAUAUCUUCAGACCAGAUCACUGCUCAAUGUCCAACUAGCUUUUUGAAACCCUGAUGUUUUUUAAAUGUAACAUGGCAUCUUGUCUUCUUUCAUAAAUCACCAAUGUAAUGUAUGGGCUGCAUAUUGUGAUAGAAAAAUGAAAUAAGACUUAUAGAUGUUAAGUUGUUUGUUAUUUCAAAUGUAACUACUAAGUACAAUACAUUCACAACUAUUUUCAUAUGCAUCCAAAUAAUUCAAAUAUUUUUGGGAAAAUACUGUCUUUCAAAUAUGUCUAAUGAUAUGUAUUUGAAUACAUUAUAAAUACAUGCCAAUACUUUCCAAAUUGUAUUGUCAAAUACAUUUCAAAAUUCAAGUACUUGUUUUUUUAAAUAAUGGUUAUCUAAAUAGUUGUUUUGAAAUGUAUUGAAAAGUAAUUGAAAUACCUGAAAUAGUAUUUGAACCCAGGUCUGCAUCAUAAUCGUAUUUUAUUUUAUUUUAAUAGCCCUCUUUGUUUUUAUUGAUCCAUACAAUAUAUUGUUCACAAUAUUUUGUUCACUGUCUAGCAAUAAAAAAUAAUAGAUAGAUAUCUCCAAAUCCCCAAAACAUGCCACUACACCUCUACACAUCACCAGUGGGACAAUCCAAUUUGCUAGCCCCCAGUAGUUUCUACAAUGCAUACACAUAUAUCUGUUGCAAUAUAAAGGACUUACAACAGAAUGACCUUAUUGCAAUAGAGUGGCCAUAAAAUGUGAGAGUGUAGGUCUACUCCACACAAAUGGUUAAAGUCAAUAAGUAAGUAGUCAGUUAUUAUAUUUCCAUACUCACAAGUUUCUACUGUUUGCUUACAGGAUGCUACCACCUGCUGGUUACAGUUGGCACCAUUGUUCCUAUGUCACUUUCUGGUACCUACCUCAUGUACAUGGAUGCCACGGCAGUUUCCAUGUGACGUUACGGUCAAUACUACCAAUACCACGGAUGACAUCAUCUUUAAUUGUGAGGAGCGUCGACUGAAAAAGGUACCUGUUGGCAUCACCAGGAAUGUGACCGUGCUGGACCUAUCAGAAAACAACAUCAAAAAUGUAUCUCUUGAUGCAUUUUCUAAUCUGGAGAACCUGACCCUUCUCAAUCUCAACUGUGUCAACAAAAAAGGUGAAACGCACAUAGCUGAAGGUGCCUUCAAAAAUCUGACAAACCUGCAGGACCUAAGGCUUAAUGACAAUGGCCUCAUCAACAUUCCUCAAAAUCUCCCACUCAUUCUGGAUAAACUCAUGCUGGACAAUAACAAGAUCAAUUUCUCAAAUAUGAGCAACCUCGCCGGUAUACAACAUGUGAAGGAGCUGUACUUAUCCAAAAAUUGCUAUUACUGGAAUCCCUGUGAGACUGACUUUACUAUUGGAAACGGCACCUUCUCAGUAUUGACUAACUUGAAGGUUUUGAUGUUGGCCUAUAAUAAUUUAACUCAAGUUCCAAAAGGACUGCCAAGCUCUAUACAAGUAUUACACCUUGAUUCAAACAAGAUACAGCAAAUUGCUGAGGAUGAUUUCCUUGGACUAACCCAUCUAAAAAUCCUGGAAUUACAGGGAAACUGUCCAAGAUGCUCCAAUGCUCCAUAUCCUUGUGUUCCCUGUCCUAAUGAUUCUCUGGAUAUUCAUCCUCAUGCAUUUCAUGGUCUUACACAGUUACAGACACUGCACCUAGCAGGCAACUCACUUCGUUUCAUCAAUAACUCCUGGUUUGAGAGCUUGAACAAUCUUACACAUCUGUUCCUGUCUUAUAAUUACUUAGCAAAUACAAUCACCAAUGGAACAUUUUUUAGCUAUCUUCCAAAGCUAGAAAAGAUUGAUUUGUCAUUUAAUUAUGAUUUGCUUGCCUACCCUGAAACGCUACAGCUUUCAAAAAACUUUUCACAAUUGGUGUCUCUUACAACAUUACAUAUAAUGGGUUUUGUUUUUAGGGAAAUUCAUUCAGAAACACUCAGACCGCUUUAUGAACUAAGAAAUCUUUCAGUGUUGAACAUCGGAACUAACUUUAUUGUUCGCUCUGAUUCCCACAUAUUCAGCAAAUUCUCAAACUCAAGUCUCAAAGUCAUAUAUCUUGCAGAAAACAGGCUUUAUCCACUUUCAGUGAAUGAGUCCCCAGGUUGUGGCAUAGGAAGCAACUUAAAUUCAGUGUUGUACACAUCGCCACUAACUGGAUAUUAUUCCAAUUCAAGGGACUUUUCUUACGGAUUAAAUCACAACCUUGUGAAGCCAGAAUGCUUUAUCUCUGGUCGAGUGCUGGUCCUUAGUUCAAAUAAUAUAUUUUUCAUUUCUCCAAAGCAAUUUGAGGGCUAUGGUGACAUUGCAUGUCUAAACUUAUCAAGAAAUGGAUUUUCAGCAGCAUUGAAUGGAACAGAGUUCACCUCAUUACCAGACCUAAAAUAUCUGGACCUGUCCUUUAACAAGAUUGACCUGGCUUAUGACAACGCCUUCAAGGAAUUAAAGAAACUCGAAAUAUUAGACCUAAGCUACAACAGCCACUAUUUUGAAGUGUCUGGUGUGACACAUAAUUUGAAUUUUUUGAAAAAUCUACCGACUUUGAAAGUAUUGAAUAUGUCACACAAUAACAUUUUUACAUUAACCACUAAGCAGAUGAUAAGCACAUCUUUAAAAGAGCUUCAAUUUCAACACAAUUUGUUGGCAACAUUAUGGAAAGAGGGGGAUGACUCAUACAACAGCCUUUUUAAAAACCUGAUGAAUUUGACCUAUCUGGAUAUAUCAUUUAACAGCAUUGAGAAGAUCCCAUCAAAAGUCUAUGAAAACAUACCAUAUACCCUUCAAAAACUAUGUAUUAGUCAUAAUACACUCAACCAUUUCGAUUGGGAUAAACUGGCUAAUUUCCAACAACUGAAUGUCCUGGAUCUAAGCUACAAUUCUUUAUUUCAUGUGUCAGCAAAUCUCUCAAACUUCACAGAUACACUUCAGAUGCUUGACUUGAGCCACAAUCAGAUUUCUCAACUCUCUGGUGGAUUUCUUAGGGGUGCUCAAAGCCUUCAGAUACUUGACCUCAGCUACAACCAACUGACUAUCAUCAACGAGACCACCUUCCUAUCGGGCCCUGAAAACUACAUGAAAACCAUGUCCUUGCAAGGUAAUCCAUUCCAGUGUACCUGUGAUUUACUAGAGUUCAUCCUGUGGAUUGAAGAGAACAACGACGUGGAGAUCCCCAGACUGGCCAGUGAGGUGACCUGCAACAUGCCAGCCAAAACAAGAGGCCAACCAGUGAUACUGUUUGACAUUAAAGAAUGCGUCAAGGACAACAUAGCUUUCCUGAUUUACUCCCUCUCCACUUCCUUGAUCAUGUUCACUGUGGUCAUCACUAUGGCAGCACAUAUGUUUUAUUGGGAUGCCUCCUAUAUUCUAUACUAUCUGAAGGCAAAGCUGAAGGGCUACCAUUCCUUGAGUUCAACAACAACAGACAAUCUCUAUGAUGCCUUUGUUACCUACGACACCAGAGACCCGUUUGUGUCAGACUGGGUGCUGAACCACUUGCGGGUGCAGCUGGAAGAGAGGGGGGAGAGACACCUGCCUCUCUGUCUGGAGGAGCGAGACUGGGCCCCCGGGGUCCCCCUGAUAGACAACCUCUUCCAGAGCAUCCAACAGAGCCGCAAGACCGUCUUUGUGCUGACCGAGGCUUACGUCAGGACUGGGACCUUCAGGAUGGCUGUGUACCUGGCCCACCAGAGGUUGCUGGAUGAGAACAUGGAUGUGAUUGUGUUGAUUCUCCUGGAACCCGUGCUGCAGCACUCUCACUUCCUCCUUCUGCGGCGGCGUCUGUGUGGGAGGAGUGUUCUAGAGUGGCCCCAGACUGCAGCUGCAGAGACCUGGUUCUGGCAGUACCUAAGGAACGCGGUCAGGUUAGACAACCAGUUGAUGUACAACAAGAUCUACUCCAGGUACUUCACCAACAAGUAG